CUGUGUUUGUCACCAACUUCCUCCUGAGAGACACAGUGUCUCCAUCAGAGCUGCGUUCGCUCGCCCUGAACUCUCAGCAGCUUCACUCCAUCCUGUGACCUGAAGGAAGCCAAGAGAAAUGAACAGAUACAGAUAGAGGACAAGGGUUAGUUAGGUAAAUACCAAGAAGAAGUGAUAGAUGGUGGUGGAGGGGAGAGCGGGAGAGAGCGAGCGAGCAGGCAAGAGGCAACGUGUUGGGUGGUAGGAGAAAAAAAACGAGAAGACUGAAAGGAAGGAGGAAGUGAGGGAGACAGAAUGAGAGAGGCUAUGAUGAGGGACUAAAAUAUGUACACAUAAGUGUACAAGGUGUAGAAGUGUGUGUUUGUGUGUGUGUGUGUGUGUGUGUGUGUGUGUGGUUAGAUAGAGAGUGACAUUUUCCUGAGUUAUAAACAUGUCUCUGAAGCUGCCUCGCAACUGGGACUUGACCACUCUCCGAGGUGAAGCUACCAAAAUAGCGAGGUCUAAAAGUGUGAUACCGGCAGACGGAGGAGUUGGUUCAGGCCGCCUCGACGGCAAGAGAUUGAUGGAGAAACCUCUGAAGAAAGGCUGGCUGAAGAAGCAGAGGUCCAUCGUGAAGAACUGGAAACCAUGCUACUUUGUGCUCAGAGGGAGCGUCCUGACGUACCAUAAGGAUGACCGAGAGAGCGCCGUACAGGGAACAAUCCCGCUGUGGGCCAGUCAAGUGAACGAGCUGCCAUCAAGCACAGAUGACAAAUUCAUCUUUGAGAUCAUCCCACGAAGUAAUGGGGACCGGGAGCGUGAUGGCUAUGUUCUCAUGGCAAGCAGUCAGAGUGAGAUGGACGAGUGGGUGCGACUGAUCCGCCGGGCCAUAGGAGCUCAGAGCAGUGGAGUGUUCGGGAAAAAUCUGGUAGACAUCAUGGCCUACGAGAAGAAGCGCGGGCCUCGCUCUGUGCCCAUGCUCGUGGAGAAGUGUGCUGACUUCAUCAGGGAGCACGGGCUGGAUGAGGAAGGCAUCUUCCGUCUGCCAGGGCAGGAGAACCAGGUCAAACACUUCCGAGAGGCUUUUGAUGCUGGAGAGAGACCUUCAUUUCCUGAUGACACAGAUGUCCACACGGUGGCGUCCUUACUCAAGCUGUACCUGCGUGAGCUGCCUGAGCCGGUCGUGCCCUGGACUCAGUAUCAGGACUUUCUGGACAGCAGCGUGACGCUGGACGCCACGACAGCAGCGGGGAAGGAGAAGCUGGAGAAACAGAUCAGCCUGCUUCCGAAAGCCAACUACAACCUCCUGAGCUACACAUGCAGGUUCCUGUUUGAGGUGCAGCAGCACUCCAAGGUGAAUAAGAUGAGCGUGGAGAACCUGGCCACGGUGAUGGGGGUGAACCUGUUCAAACCACAGGUGGAGGACGCGUUCAGCAUGAUGAAGGGAACCCCGAUGAUCCAGAAGGUGAUGACGGUGAUGAUCAGGCACCACGAGCUGCUCUUCCCCGCCUUGAAAGACGCUGCUCCAUCUCCUGCUCCUGUCAAGAAGCUGAAGAGCAAAAAAGCAGCAAAUCCACGCAAUCUGGUGGGCUGGGAGUCUGCAGAGUGCGAGAUGUCGUCCUUGUCCGAGUCCCCAGAAGAAGAGGAAUUGGACACAUUUGAGACAGAGAGGUCAGCAUCCAAAGUCGCUCCUUCAUCCUCAUCCUCCUCGUCCCCAGUAUCCCCACCUCCAGCAGAUGUACUGAGCGGGAGCCCGAGGAAACGUACGCAAACUCUGCCCAGCUUAGGUGGCCCCCCUGGGUUUAGAACAUCCCGAGAACCAUCCUGGGACCGCUGGAGCUAUCUGCAGGAGGCCUUGGACGAGAAGGACGAGAAGACGUUCUCUGAGGACAUCUUCAAGAUCCUGGACCUUCAGAAGGUGACACUCUUUCCGGAAAAACAGAACACCAAUGUUAGAGAUGAAGGAAGAGAUGCCACGCAGGAAAGGAGGAGUAGCAAUGGUGCGGUUAAACCCACAGAACCUCCGCAAGUGAAAGUGGAACCUCAGGCCAAGCCAAAAGAGAACCCGAAGCAGAGUUUGCUGUCUUUGAGCAGAGAGGAGUCAGUGAAACAGCAGCCACAGGGUGUGAUCCAGAAACAGUUGGACAGCACACCUGACCAACAGCAGCUUAUUACCAGUCUCCAGCAGAGGAAUAAGGAGCUGAGUGCGACCGUGGCUGAGCUCCAGUCAGCGCUGGAGGCUGAGCGACGCCGUAAAGCAGCUCUGGAAAUUUUGUUACGUAAUGCAGAGUGCAGCAGGGAUGAAGCUCUGAGACGCAACAAACAGCUGGACCAAGAGAUCCAGAUGUUCAUCAGUAAAUCCAAACCAGUGUGAACAUGCACUCGGACAGCCGACCAGGCUCGGGACUCUUACAUCAGGACAGAUCGAAUAUGACUGAUCCAUUAUGGGUUUACGAACCAUCUGGCUAUUUAUUUCCAGAGGAUAUUUUAAAUGACUUAUAUUUAAACUUAGAUUCUGGACAAUAAUAUAUGAAAUUAUAGUAUUUUUUCCAUUAGGUAAUAAAUAUUACAUCCUCACAGCAAGGUCACGUUUUAUCUUGAACAUCAGUGGACAAGAAUUAUCGGCUGGUACCGAUAUGUGCCCAGGGAACAAAGUUCACAAUGUUCCCAAAGCUUUUAAACUGAUUUAUGAAUUAUUUUCUCAAAAGUUUGUUUUGAAAAACUAAAAAUUCCGUUUGCCAACAGAGAAUGGCACAAAAGAGUAGAAAAAUGACGAUUCCCGUUGUAACAAGACUGCUGGUGAUGAGAGACAAUGUUAACGGACUGUGUUAUGUUUUUAGUUUGCUUUUUAAGCCAGGUCUUCCUGGAAAAAAAACACACAAGUUCUCUAGAGUGUCUGUUGAUUUUGACAGAAUCAAACAGAGAACUAUAAUUGUUUUUGGAUGUACUGCGACCACAGUCUUUGUUCUUGAACCUCAAAAUAAAUUUCUAACAAAAUUCAGUUCACUACGUCAA
Neoarius graeffei (lesser salmon catfish) is the source of this 2994-nucleotide messenger RNA. RefSeq names its product Rho GTPase activating protein 25 (gene arhgap25). Bases 431 to 2353 code for a protein of 640 amino acids. Gene Ontology annotation, molecular function: GTPase activator activity. Gene Ontology annotation, biological process: actin filament organization; signal transduction; negative regulation of small GTPase mediated signal transduction. Gene Ontology annotation, cellular component: phagocytic cup. The transcript is spliced from 11 exons. The record is from RefSeq and is a predicted model, not a curated record. NCBI's taxonomy places the organism in Eukaryota, Metazoa, Chordata, Actinopteri, Siluriformes, Ariidae.